CUUUUAAAUUCAUACUCCCCCACAUCAUUGGGAAAAUUUUUCUUAUAGGGUUAUAAUGGAAUGUCAUAGUAAACUUAGAAAAAGCAUGAGUUUCACCACAAACGGAACACCAGUCAGUAAAUUAAACCCUAACAAGCUUAAAUUUUGAGAUGAUAGUUUCAAACUUUACCUAGUUUCAUAAUAUAUGCAUUAAUUAUAUCAAAAUAUGUUUAAUGUUUAUGUGGAUUUAUUGUAUUUUCCCACAGCGGCUAAUUUAAAAGUAAUAUCUCCCCUAAAAUUUAAGCGCUGUUGUGUUUGAGAAUAAAGUCAGUGUGGACAUGUGUUGGUGACCCAGAAACUAUCUUUGAGUUUUAUUGUCAAUUUCUCUUGGAGGGUUGGAUCACUGUCCACACUAAGUGACUUCUAUAUGUAACCUAAUUAGAUAUGUCUACCCUUUGCCCACUGGAUGCAGUAAGGUUUAUGUAAUUGGGGUUAGAAAUUAAAGAAUGGCCUUACAAUGUGAAGCUCAAGAUAAAUCUGGUGAAGUAGAAAAGCCCUGGCGCCGACAGUAUCUCCAAGUUCUAUACUGUGGGAGAACAUCCUCUCCAGUAUCAACCUUAGAAUAAAUAUUCAGUUUCUCUUAGAAACUCUGUUCAUUAAUUUUGUUAGUCAAGUUUAUGAUGCAUUUGUUUCUUAUAUUCUAAUGAAUUGUCUUAAGAUGAGAUUGUGGAGAAUACACUGUUCUCUCUGUAUUUUUGAUGGUCAUGGUCUGUUUUCAUACGUCUGUUCUCCAAAUCCAUGGUCAUUUAAAUCUCUUUACUUAGUUUUAUUGCCUCUGUUUUUGAGCUGCAGCAGUCGGAGCUGUAUCCAAUAUGCCAGAUUUAAAUGUAUUGUAGUUUUUAUUUAAUGUAUUAUAUUUCUGCUAAGGUCCCAAGAGUAUACAGUUAAGGAUGGUAUUUAGGACUGAUGAUUUUAAGGAAUGACUAUAAUGAUUUCUUUUUUCUUUUUAAAUUUUUGUUGUUGUUGUUGUUUUUUAGAGAGAGACAGAGAGCAAGCUGGGGAGGGGCAGAGAGAGGAGGGAGACACAGAAUCUGAAGCAGGCUCCAGGCUCCAAGCUGUUAGCACAGAGCCUGAUGCAGGGCUGGAACUCACGAACUGUGAGAUCAUGACCUGAGCUGAAGUCGGACGCUUGACCGACUGAGCCACCCAGGUGCCCCAUGACUGUAAUGAUUUCUAAGAUUGCAUCAUCUAUGUCAUAUCUACAUUUCAUUUUAUACAUCUAAGUUAGCUGUACACCUUAAGUGAACUUGUAUUUUUGCUUGUGAUAAAAUUUGAUUACCACUUUUUGUUCACAAUGUUUAUAAUCUUAGUUGACUUUUGAUUAGUAGAUGUCAUUUGGAAAUUUGCAGAUGUUCUUUUUGCAUUCCUUUCAUCCCCUGUAAAGACUUAAAUGAGGAAAGCUAUUCUUGUAUACAUCUAGAGAAGUGCCCACAGUCUCUGUUCUUUAAUAAUAUAGCAUUCUGCCAUUAUAAUUAUUAAUUACAGUCUUUGCAAUAGAAAUUUAUUUAAGACUUUUUUAAAAGUAGGUUUUAUCCAGUUUACACUAACUGCUUUUUUAUAUUCAAAUUACUGAUGACAUUGUCAUACACUUGCAUUUUGUGAAAGAAAACAUUUUGGGGGAAUUGGUUAGUUCAAGGCUUUUGUUUAUAUUUUUACCGUGAAAGCCCUAAAUUUCUCUCAAACAUAGUAACGUAGAUGCAGUUAAAUGUAAAAAUAUCCCCCAACACAUCCAUUCAGGCUAGAAGGUAAACAAUGUAAGGACAGAGUUUUAUUUGUUUCCUUCCUUUCUUGGCUUUAGUCACUGUUGUGUCUCCAGUAUGUCACAUAGAGUAGAUAAAUGUAGCAGCUAUUUGUCAAUAAAAUGGAUCAAAUCUUGUUGCUCACAGGUCUGUUGAAUGACUCCUUAUACAUUUUUCUCUGUGUAUGUCCUCUCCCCAGUGACAACACUUUAAAUGCUUUCUUUUAUUUUUAAAAACUAAUACAGGUAUAUGGUAAAUGAAAAAGGUAGAAAGGGAAUAUGAUAAACCUCUCUUCAGCUUGAGUAAGCCCACUGCCCUGAAACAUUUUCUGUUAACAGUUCUUGUGUGCCCUUUCAGAAAUACUUUUUGCUUGUGAAAGCCUAUAUAUAUGUAUCUUUUUCAGCACAAAAAAAGGGGUUUGUUUUGGUUUCCCAGUUCUUAGAUGUGACACAGCUGCUGUGUGAGAGCAUAUAGAAUUGGACUGGUCCUAGUUGGGUUUAGGUGUGGCUACUCCUGGGGAAGUAAUUUUUAAGAUGGCACCAACUGCUUUUUAAUUUAAUAAAGCUGUUAAUCCAAGAAUAAUUCUAUGUUCAGAAUCCAUUAAUACUACUGGGAAAUACUGCAGUGCUGUCCAGUAGAACUUUCUGGGUAAUGGAAGUAUUUUGUAUCUUUUCUGUUCAGAGUGAUACUAACCAAGCACAUGUUUCCUGGGUUGUAAAUUUGAGAUUAUUAGACUAGAUGAUUUCUAAGUUUACUUUUCAGCUAUCAGUUGCACAGAUGCUAAAGUAUUAUCUUCCUGAAGAAACAGUUACUGACUUGUCCAAAAUCAAAGCAGCCAUUAUAUGAUAGGCAUUUGAACCUAAAUUCCUUGCCUAAUCCCAUACUGUUCUCACUUUUGUCUGACCCUAGUGUAUUUAAGAAAUUGGGCAGAGUAUUGAAGCUAGUGUUUUGUUUUAUUUUAUUUAAAAUUUUUUUUUUUUCUUAAUGUUUAUUUAUUUUUGAUAGAGGGAGACACAGAGCGCGAGCAGGGGAGGGGCAGGGAGAGAGGGAGACACAGAAUCUGAAGUAGGCUCCAGGCUCUGAGGUGUUAGCACAGAGCCAGACACAGGGCUCGAACCCACAAAAUGUGAGAUCAUGACCUUAGCCGAAGUCGGAUGCCCAGCCGACUGAGCCACCCAGGCACCCCUGAAACUGGUAUUUUUUAAAGAGAUGAUCAGUAGACAAGUAAAUAGUGAAAAUAUUUUCUCAGAUUUUGAUCUGCUUACAUCAAUUGGACAAAAUCCAAUAAAGUCUUCUUUUGAAUUAGGCCCCAAAUUCCCCUUUUAGCCCUUUUAGACUUAGCAUUUAUGCAUUGCGCAUCCUUCUUUUUCCAGAUGGUGCAGUCUCUUCACUUUUCAUGUGAAUGUGGUCUGUCAGGUUUUAAAACAGGUGAAGUUUCAACUCUUCAUGAAGCAUUCCCAAGAUAACUCCACUCUUGUACUUCUUAAUUUCUGUCUCUAUCUUAUUCUUUGGGUCCUAUUCACAUCCUUUUGUACUCCAUCUAUUUGGUGUCCUUUAUUGCUAUAGCAUAACUAUAUUAUGCGUUGAAGUUGAAGUAGGUUUUUCUUUUUAUUAGAAAAUAAAACACAAACAUAAAACCACCAAACAAAUGAAUAGCUGAAAGGCAAACAACCUUGUAACCCAAGAAAGAGAACUUUGCCACCUAUCCCAGAAGUGUUUCCAUAUGCCCCACCCUUAUGUCAGACCCUUUCCUCCCUCUACAAAAUAACCAGUAUCCUUGAUGUAGUAAUCACUUUCUUCGAUUUUGAUACAGUUUUACCACCUAAUUCUGCACUCUUAAAUGCCACAGUUUAAUCCUGUGCAUUAAAUAUUUGAUUUUUUAAGUCUCAAUAUAUAGGUCUCCCCUCCAGCCUUUUCACUUAAAUUUUAUCUGUUGAAGAACCUAGGGCAUUAGACCGUAGAAUUUCCAACUGUCUGCAUUUUGUUGAUUGUAUACUCCUGCUGCAGUUUGUCAUGCUCCUUUGUUCUUUAAUUCCCUGCAAAUUGCCAAUUGGAUCUAGAAAUUUCAUCAAACUGACUUUAGAUCCCUUUGGCAAGACUGCAGGUGGUUUUAUGUUCUUUCAUCAGAUCCCUAAUGUCUUAUCGUGUGUGAUGUUAGUAGCUGUUGAUAUUCAGUCCCUAGAUCCUUUCGUUCAUUGUGAUACUCUAAUUCUAUCAUUUCUGGGUUUAUUAAUUGGAAUAUUUUUAUAAUGAAAUGCUGUGAUUCAUCUAUUUAGAUACCCAGUGGUACGGUUCAUAAAGGAAAAUACAUGAUUCUUGCCCUACAUUUACCACCUUUGUUGAAAUUGUGAUUCAUAUACUGUACAUUUCACCCAUUGAAAAAUGUACAGUUCCAUGCAGUUUUUUAGGUGUAUUCACAGAGUUGUGUGUGAAUUUAAAAAUUUUUCAUUACCCCAAGAAGAAACCCUACGUUCUUUGGCUGUCUAUUCCCAUUCUUCCCUCCACCCCCAACCUAUUCCAGACGUUUCCUAUGAGUGGAAUCAUACAAUAUUUGGUCCUUUGUGACUGGCCUCUUUCUCUGACCACAUAAUGUUUUUAAGGUUUAUCUGUGUUGUAGCACAUAUUAGUACUUCAUUUAUUUUUCUUGCGGACUACCAUUAUACCACAUUUUAUAUAUCCAUUCAUCAGUUGAUAGACAUUUGAGUGAUUUGCACAUUCUGGCUAUUAUUUUGCUCCUGUGAACAUUUAUAUAUAAGUUUUCAGGGGGACGUAUGGUUUUGGAUUCUCUUGGUUGCAGGAAUAGCAUUGCUAGACCAUAUGGUAAUUCUAUAUACCCCAAUAAUCUUGGAUAGCUUCCUCACUGUGUUAUAGCACGAUGUUCCACGCUCAACUUGUACAUUUCCUUCUCCACAGUUGUAAUAGCCAUUUCUUUCAGAAACCCUCCUUUCUUUUAGUAGGAAGUGGUAUUUCAAAAACCAGGAGCUGGAUAUUAGGGAUACUCAUUGUUAUUGUGUUGGUCUUGUUUGUAGGCAUCUUCAGUGAACAGAAUGAGGAAAUAUUUAGUAUGGUAAAUAUAUAUUCAUUAUGUACAUUGAUAUGUUAAAUGUUUAUGAUUUACUUACACAUUAAAUAUAUAAAGUAUACAUUAACCAGACUUGUUUUAUCUAUUUAUUUUAAAUGUAUUCUUUACCUCAGGAAUUUGCUAAUUCAAAAUAACAGCAUUUUUUAUUUAACCUGUCUUUUGUACAUUUCUGUGACCUUUCACACCAAAAUCUUAGUUGUUAAGAAUGUGGGAUUAGAGACCUUAUCCCAUAAUCACUCAUUAACUUAACCCCACAUUACACAAAUAAGUCUCAGACUAACAGUACUUUUGUCAUCAGCAGUAUAAUUAUGGAGAACAAUAAAAUGUUUUUGUUUUGCUCUCCCAUCUCAUCCAUGUUUUUUAAGGUCAUAUUAUAGCUACGUUAUCUUAAAUAGCUAUUACACAACUUUUCUUUUCAAUCUUUAUUUAAUCUUAGUUCUGCAAGUAACCAUUUUUGUUCACUACCAGUGCUUCUGUUUAAGUCUCUGUAGUCAUUUUGAUUGUUACAAGUUCUUUUGAAGAUGAUGGAAACCAUAUUCUCUGAAUCCUUGUGUGUUGAUAAUAAUUUAUCUUUGCCCUUUAGACCCAAGGUCCGUUUUGCUGUGUAUAAAAUUCUCGGCUCCUGCUUUCUUUUCUUAGAUAUCUUAAAUAUGUAACACAUUUUUUUUCCUGGCAUAAAGCACUAGUAUUGGUGGUAAUCUAGUCUUCUCCAAUUUAUUUUUGCCUAAGUGGCCAGUUUUUUUCCUUUAUAAUCCAGUAAUUUUACUACAGUGUGUCUUGGUGUUGGUUGUUCUGGGUUAAUAUACUCAAGUGUGUAAUGUGAUCUUUCGAUAUGUGAUUUCAUAUCUUUUUUACUUACGUUUUGUGUUUUGAAUCAUUUUUAGUGUCUAGUAGUUUGGAAGUGUGUUACUGUUUUACUUUGUGAUUUUUUAUUGUAAAAUAGACAACAAAAUUUAUCAUUUUAACCAUUUUUAAGUGUACAGUUAAGUGACAUUAAGUACAGUAUUCACAUUGUUGUGCAAACAUCACCACCAUCCAUUUCUAGUACUUUUUUAUUUUUUCUAACUGAAAUUCUGCUCAUUGAGCGAAUGCCACAUUCUCCCACUCCUCCAGACCCUUGGAACCACCAUUCUAUUUUGUCUUUGGAUUUCACUAUUCUUGUAUCUCUUAGAAGUGGAAUCAUGCGAUAUUUGUCCUUCUUUGUGUGUGUCUUAUUUUACUUAACCAUAAUGUCUUCAAGAUUCACCCACGUUGUAACGUGUCAGAAUUUCCUUCCUUUUUAAGGCUGAACGUUACUCCAUUGUAUGUAUGAACCACAGUUGGAUUCCUUUUAUGUUUUGGUUAUUGUGAAUAAUGCUGCUGGAUUGUGAAUAAAUGUGGGUUAAGUUCUUGCUUUCAACUCUUUUGAGUAUAUACCCAGAAAUGGAGGAUCACAUUGUGAUUUCAUGUUUAAUUUUUUGAGGAACUGCUAUAUUUUCCACAGCAAUAAGCACUAUCUUACAUUCCCACUAGCAGUGCACAAGUGUUCCAAGUUCUCCACAUCCUCACAACACGUGCUCUUUUCUGGUUUUCUGAUAGUAACCAUCCUAAUGAAUGUGAAAUGGUAUCUCAUUGUAGUUUUAAUUUGCAUUUCUCUGAUGACUUAAUGAUGUUUUAGCAUCUUUUUGUAUGCUUAUUGGCCAUUUAUAUGUUUCCUUUGGAGAAAGUUUAACCAGUCUUUUAUCUAUUUUUUUUUUUUUUAAGUUGUAGGAUUUCCUUGUAUAUUCUGGAUGUUAAUCUCUUAUCAGGUACAUGAUUUGCAAAUAUUUUCUUUGAUUCUGUGGGCUGUCUUUUCACUUUCUUGAUGCACAAAAAUUUUUUGCUUUUAGGUUUAAUUUUUUAUUUUGAGAGAGAGAGGGAGAGACUGAGAAUCCCCAGGCUCCACACUGUCAGCACAGAGCCCGAUUCAGGGCUCAAACCCAUGAACCGUGAGAUCAUGACCUGAGCCGAAAUCAAGAGUUGGAUGCUUACCUGUCUUAGCCACCCAGGUGCCCCUGCACAAAAGUUUUUAAUUUUGAUGAAGCCCAGUUUACCUGUGAUUUCUUGUGUUUUAUGUGCUUUUGGUUCCUAUCUAAGAAAUCAUUGCCAAACCCAAAGUCCUGGAGUUCUUGUUUUCUUCUAAGGGUUUUAUAGGUUUAGUUCUUACAUAUAGGUCACCAAUCCAUUGUGAGUUAAUUUUUGUAUAUGGUGUAAAGUGAGGGUUGGAUUUCAUUCUUUUGCACUUGGAUAUCUGGUUUCCCUGGUACCAUUUGUUUUUGUUUUUGUUUUUGUUUUGAGCAGUUCUUUCUAGUGUGAUUUUUAUUGCUUAGGGUUAACUCUUCUGAUUCGUUUCUUACAGUAUUUUUGUAUGACCUAAAUACUUUUCAGUUACAUAUGCAGAUAUAUAGCUUGCUUUCUAAGGUUCCCUGGCUGUGUUCCCCCUCCCUCAUUUUUAUCUUUUCUUUGCCUUGUCCCUGUCCUGCCAUUUCUGCUUUGGAAGUUUCAAUAUUGAGUCCUGGAAAAGAGCCUUGGGAGAUCGAUUUGAAAAGUACAUGGAAGUUGGCUUGAACCCUUUAAGCCCUACUCUAGGCAUCUGGCAUCCACCCACUUACUGAAAUUGACAAAAUUCCUCCCUGGUUUAGCUGCUGUUACCAGAUUGGCCCACCAUGAUUUCCUAAAUGCUUGGGGGCUACUUUGAAGUUCUUACCAAGUCCAGCAAAUGCCCCAUUCCGUUCCUUUGCUUCUUUUUGCAUAGAUGCUGAUAGUGGGACGCUCUUGUGGCUACACAGUAGUCAGUUUUGUCCUUAACCCGUUCAGUAUUUUGGAAUUUCCUAGGAAUGCCUUGCCAAAUAGUUUAGUUAUAAAUAUCCAUGGGGUUUUGCUUUUGCUCUAGUUACUCUGGUUUUCUAUGGGAAUUUGGUUACCACCUCUGCCAAUAUCUAUCUUCUCAGAAUUCUUCAGAUAAAACAUUAAAAGGUAAUCCACAGUCCCUUUAAGAGAUACAGUAAUUUCCAAACACUGCAGUAGACUAUCAUUUAAAUGUACAGUUGACCCUUAACAUGGAUUUGAACUCCAUGAGUGCACUUAUACACAGUUUUUGUUUUUUUUUUUUUCAGUAAAUAUAUUGGGAAAUUUUUGGCAAGAUGCAACAAUUAAAAAAAUUCAAUGACAAACCACAUAGCCUAGAAUUACUGAAAAAGUGAGAAAAAUGAGGUAUUAUGAGAAUACAGUAAUACGUGUAACAUAAAAUAUGCGUUAAUUGACUAUUUAUAUUAUCAGUAAUGUUUCCAGUCAGUAGUAGGAGUUUGGAGAAAGUCAAAAGUUAUACAUGUGUUUUUAAUUCAGGGUGGGAGUGGGUUGGCAUCACUAAUUCAGUGGGUUGGCCCACAUUGUUCAGGGGACAACUGUACUUUAAUAGGUAUAAGUUCUUCUAAGAAGAUAAGGAUAUCAUUUUUUUAAGAAUCAUUAAGUCACUUGAGUUUCAUUCUGUUAAACAAGGAACAUAAUCCAUUUGGGAAAGUUUAUUAAUAGACAUAAAAGCGUAUGUGAUAUUCUUGAUUGAUUUUGCAUAUUAAUUUUGAAAAGAACUCUAGAAAGUUCUCCCACAAAGCUUUAAUGUUAUUUUGAAACAUGGCAGUUUGUCUGCCUAAUUACAGGGAUGUUGACUGAUAAAUAUUGGGCUAUAUAUUAUAGGUCUCUAUAAAGUCUUAAUGAAUCACCUUGUUUUCCCUCCUCAAAAUUAGAUGAUUGUAACAGGUCCAAAUCACAUCUUUUGUACACACACACACACACACACACACACAUAUUUAUGUUCAUAUGCUUCUAUCAUAGCUUUAGCUCAUCUGUCCCAGAAAUAAGAAAGCAUUUUAUUUUUAUUCUAAGAAAGCAUUUUAUAUAAUUUGGUAAUGUAGUGCUUCUACACUAACUCUGGUCUAUAGAAUAGAGCAGAAUUUUACAUUAACAAAUGUGCAUUGAGUAUUUGCAUUAGCCAAGCCACACAAAGGCCUCUGCAUAAACAUUGACUAUGUAAUUUAUAAAUUGAUUUUGAAGGCAGAACAAGAAUUCUGAAGAUGUUUUUAUUGCAUAAAAUCGAUAAGGUAAUGUUUUUAAGGGAAAAUCAAAUUAGAUUGCUGUGUACUUGUUAACGGUUCUAGUUGCAAAGCUGCUGUAUUAAGUACUCCUAUGAUCAUAUUUAAGGAAAAACAUGUAAUACGAAGUUUCUCUUUAAAUCAUUUGAGUCUGGAGGUGCCUGGGUGGCUCAGUCGGUUAAACAUCCGACUUUGGCUCAGGUCAUGAUCUCACGGCUGGUGGGUUUCAAGGCCUGCUUCUGACUCUGUCCUGACAGCCCAGAGCCUGGAGCCUCCUUCAGAUUCUGUGUACCCCUCCCCCUCUCAUGGUUUCUCCCUCAAAAAUAAAUAAAUAUUAAAAAAUAAAAUAAAUUAUUUGAAUCUGAUAUAGAAAAAGAAGCAAAUGAGGACUUGUUCGGUGUAAAAUUUUAAAUGUUAUAGUUUCAGUGGCUUGUACUUAGUUACCCGAUGCUAUGUGUUUAUAUGACAACGUAACAAUGUUAUUCCACAAACAUUAAGUAUGUAUUAUGUAACAAGCAGUAUGCAAAGAAGGUAUGUAUUUUCUUGUAAAUAAAUAAGAAAUAGUGCCGGAAAGGAAAAAAAACAUUUGUCUACUGUGGGAAUGACUAGGAACAGUAACCAAUUUGAGCUAUUCUAUGGUGCCUAUAACAUGUAAUACAUUUCCAUCUGCUUCAUACCAUUUUAAUGAACUUUCUCUUCAGAAUGCCAAUUGUGGGGGUUAAGCCUGUGUGCUAAAUAUAUAUAGCCACUAACUAGAAGUGGUUAAUUUCACAUUCUUUACUAUUUUAACAUGGCUACUAGGAAAUUUUUAAUUACAUUUGUGGCUUACAUUGCAUUGCUCUUUGAUAGUGCUGGUUUGGGCUAUAAACUUAUUUUAAUUUUUUUUAAUGCUUAUUUAUUUUUUUGAGAGCAAGCAGGGGAGGGACUUUGGGGGGGUGGGCAGAGAAACAGAGGAUACGAAGCAGUUCUGUGCUAACAGCAGAGAGCCCGAUGCAGGGCUCAAACUCAUGACCCUUGAGAUCAUAACCUGAGCCCAGGUGGGACACUCAACCAACUGAGCCACCCAGGUGCCCCGGGCUAAAAGCUCUUAAAAAGUAAUACCAAUCAACUAAUGAAAAGUAUAGACAUUUGUAUCUGUGAACAAAAUUAUUUUGGAAUUCACACUGUAGUAAUUUGUUCCAUAGAAAAGUUUGCACAUUCAAACUAAGCUUAAAUAGUGGCCUUAUUUACAAGUUGAAAAAAAAAAAAAAUGAUUCUUUUCGGGUCAAGAAUUAAGAGCAUGAAAACUGUCGUAGUUUCAUGCUUGGGGAAAGAAAAAAAUAGCUUUGAGCAGGGAAAGGAAGUUCUGAGGAUUUGAGGGCAGUCUUUAAGUGGUAUUUUGAUUCAGAGAAGAUACCAGAUUUUUACAAGCUCCCACAUCCUUGGAUAGUUGGUAUUGCUCUAGCUUAGUGAUUGCUAUUUAGAUCACUAAUAGAAGUAGCCAUUUGAAUCAGUGGUUUCCUUUAUGUAGACUUAAACAUCUGUUCAAAUUAUUUUUGUUAACUAAACAAACAAAAGUUUCCUGAAAUAAUUACAUAAUUUAAAUAUCAAAAUUAGGUACAGCUGGGUGGCUCAGUCGCUUGUCUGGCCUUGGCUCAGGUCAUGGUCUCAGUUUGUGAGUUCGAGCCCUGCAUUGGGCUCUCAGCUUUGGGUUCUCCACCUUCUUUCUCUCCCCCUCCCCUGCUGGCACACUCAUUCAUUCAUUCAUUCAUUCAUUCUCUCUCUCUCUCUCAGUAAAUAAACUUUUUUUUAAAAAGUCACAAUUAAAUGUUGUUUAAGAAAUGGAUAUGUAGUAUACCUUCUUAAAAAGAAACCUAAUUUUCCUUUUAAAUUAACAAAUGUGCUAUGAAGUUAUACAGGGUUAAGAUAAAUGUUGUUUACCGGUGUUUAUUGUGCUGUGAUUAGGUUUCUGGUUUCCUAGAAAUUCCCUUUAUUGGCAGUAACUUAAAAAGGGAAGUCUUUGACAUUAGCUCCUUAAAAAAAAAAAUCUUUAUUGAAAUCAUUCACAGACCGUAAAAUUCACCCAUUUAGAAUGUAUAAUUUAAUGGGUGUGUUUACAGAGUUGUACACUAUCAUUGCAGUCUAAGUUUGUAAUACUCUCACCACCCCAAAGGAAACCCUAUACCCAUUAGCAGUUGUUCACUGAUUUCUCUCCCCCUUUCAGCCCUGGACAACCAUUUUCUGUGUCUCAGUAGAUUUGCCUAUGCUGUGCAUUGCAUAUAAAAUGAAAUUAUAUAAUAUAUGGUCUUUUCACUUACAACGUUUGCAAGAUCCAUCCAUGGUGUAGCAUGUAUCAGUACUUCAUUCCUUUUUACUGUCAUCAUUCCUUUUUACAUUCCAUCAUGUGGAUAUACAUCAUUUUAUUUAUCCAUUUAUCAGUUGAUGAACAUGUGGUUUGUUUCUGCUUUUUGCCUAUUGUGAGUAAUGCUGCUGUGAACAUUCCUGUACAAGUUUUUGUGUGGACAUUUUCAUUUUUCUUCAGUAUAUACCUAGGAGUGGAAUUGCUGGGUUGUAUAGUAACUCUAUAGACCUCAGUAAUCUUGGAAAGCUUUUUGAAAACAUUUUGAGAAGCUGCCACACUUUUCCAAAGUAGUUAUACCAUUUUACCUUCCCACAAGCAUUGGAUUAAGGGUUCCUUCCAGUUCCUCCACAUCUUUGUCACAAUUUGCUAUCUUCUAUCUUUUUCUUUCUUUUUUUUUUUUUUUUUUUUUAAAUUUAUUUUGAGGGGUGGGAAGAGCAGAGAAAGAAAAUGAGAAUCCCAUGGAACUCUAACUCAGAAACUGUGAGAUCAUGACCUGGGCCAAAAUCAAGUCAGACACUUAACCCACUGAGCUGCUCAGGCACCCCUGUCUUUUUUUUUAUUAUUAUCAUUAUUAUUAUUAUUGCCAUCUUAUGGGCACGCUAGUGAGUAUAAAAUAGUAGCUUAUGGUUUCAUUUUGCGUUUCCAUAGUGACUGGUGGUGUUGAGCAUCUUUUCAUGCAUUUAUUGGCCAUUUGUAGUAUCUUUGGGGAAAUGUCUACUUAACCCUUUCCCAUUUUUUAAAUUGUAUUGUCUCUUUAUUAAGUUGUGAGAGUUCUUUGUAUAUUCUAGAUAACAGUUCCUUAUCAGAUACAGGAUUUGCAAAUAUUUCCUCCCAUCCUAUGGGUUAGCUUUUUCACUUUGUUGAUGGUUUCAUCUGUAACACAUGCAUUUAAUUUAUUAGGAUUUUUCUUUUGUCAUUUGUGCUUUGAUGUCAUAUCUAAGAAAACAUUGCUUGAUCCAUUGUCAUGAAGGUGUAUUCCUGUUUUCCUUUACAAGUUUUUAUCUCUUAAAUUUAGGUCUAUGAUCCAUUUUUAGUUAGUUUUUGUAUAUGGCAUAAAGAAAGGGAUGGAUUUCAUUUUUUUGCAUGUGGAUAUGCAGUUGCCCCAGCACCAUUUGUUGAAAAGACUGUUUUUCCUCUAUCCAAUUAAAUGUUUAUUUCUGGAAUCUAUCCUAUUCCAUGAUCCUUAUGUCUUUCCUUAUACUAUUACCACAUGGUCUUGAUGACUGUAGCUUUGUAGUUUUGAAUUCAGAAAGUAUGAGUCUUCUAACUUUGUUCUUUUUCAAAACUGUUUUUGCUUUUCUGGAUCCCUUGUGUUUCCAUAUGAAUUUUAGAAUCAGCUGGUCAGUUUCUGCAGAAAAGAAGCUGAGAUUCUGACAGGGAUUGUGUGAAUCUGUAGAUCAAUUUGGGGAAUACUGUCCACAAUAUUAAGUCUUCUGUAGUAUUAGUUAUUUGUUUAGCCAUCCGAAGGAAAGGGGACUUUGAAAGAUUGAUGUGGAAUAUUUGAAUAUCUAUGCAAGUUGCUUCCCAAUAUUCUAUGACUAUUUACCAUUGGCUGGUAGGAGCUGAGUGUAUAAGGGAAAAUAGAGACUUAACUGAGUUUUUUUUCAUUUUUGUAAGUUUCAUAAUGGUAACUUAUCCUCCAUAAAUAAAUACUUAAAUGUCAGGUUACAGUAAGCAUUUAAAUACUUUUAAAUAUAGUGUAGUUAUUCUAUGGAAAUCAGGCCUUAUUCUCUUAAUUAUUACUGCUUUUCAGCAGUACUGAAUAAUAGUAUUUUUCAGUCUUAUAUAGCCAGCUCUCUUCAGAUAUAAUUAGAAAUCUAAAAUAACAUCCAACCUGAAGACUUUUGUAUUUCUCAGCAUAAAUUUUCUUAUGUUGACAGUAUUACACUCACACAUAAUUAUAUGGGUAGGAAAACUAAAAUACCAGGCUGAAUUAAUGACAUUUUUUGUAAUACUGGAAUGUCAGUCUUUUCAGUACAACAAAAUUAAGGAUGUAAACCAGUUUGUACUGAAAUUUUGGCUUAAUUGGUCAAGCUUGGUGAGAUCUUUACUUUUUUUUUUUUUUUUUAAUAUAUUUUUAUUUGAGAGAACACGUGAGCAGGGGAGGGGGCAGAGAGAGAGAGAAACUUAAGCAGGCUUCCGGCACAGUGCGGGUUCGAUCCUGCAACCCUGGGAUCAUGACCUGAGCCAAAAUCAAGAGUUAGACACCCAACCAACUUAGCCACCCAGGCACUCCAGUGAUCUUUGUUAUUAACAAAUGGACAUUUUAACCUAUUUUCCUCUUUGUUGAGGAGCCAUUACCCCCCUUUAUUUUUCCAUAUAUCUAAGCUUAUACUUCUCUUUUCAUAUUCUGAGACCUUUCUGGGAAUCUUCUAAAGUUAUGCCAUUACCACUUUUCUUUAACUGUAGCCUUAGGCAUGUGAUUUCCCAGUUUUUAGCUGUGAUACCUAGAACUAACUGGAUAUUAAUGAAGUCUUUUGAAGGCACAGGGAAUAGUUCUCCUAGUCUUAGGAGAGGGGGAGUUUGGAGGCAGUUAACGAACAGGGAAGAAAUGGCUUCACCGGCUUAUAGGACCUAAAGAUGAAAAAUAACAAUAGAUUAGAAUAAGCUUCUUGAUGAUGUAUUAGCAAAUAGAAGGCAGAUGUGGAAGUCUUUUCUUUGUUUCUCUUAGGACUCUUUUGGACUAGGAAAUUUAAAUUUGAAGAGUAAUAAAACAGCUGUGGCUUCUUCUUAAAUACAAAUGUAUACAUAAGGUGUAUGCAGAAAUAUAUUACUAAAAGGAUGAAGACCGGAAUGAUUUCAUUUGAAAUUGACUGGUAUGGCCAUCAUCAGUGGCUUUUGUUAAUUCAAACUGACCUUGCCUCCAAAUAUCAAGGUUGAAGCCAACAUUGGAGAGUGAAGAAUGUCAGCAGUGAGGGCAUCAUGAGCAGAAGGGGGAGACAGCGGCCAGGAAUGGGCAGGAAGAGAAAGGAUGGAGAAGGAAGGGAGUCAGAUCAAGAGGUAGGAAUGGAAACAUAUAAAGGAAUAGAAAAAGAGAAGGGGGUAAAAGGAGGGGAAAGGGACGAAAGGAAUACUGGUGUAAUCAUUGAAGUAAUGUCGUGUAUCAUCAUUUUGGUGUGUUUGAAUUCGCUUAGUUAGGGCUCCAAUGGAACCUUUAAAGAAUUGAGUUUAACUGUGGAAGGAAGAAGGUGCGCAAGAAAGAAGGGAAUUUUUAAAAGCAUGUUAAAUCACCUUUAAAUUUUAAGAUCAGCAUUAGCAAUACACAAUUGUUGUUUACAGCAUAAUAAUAAUAAUGUACUUUACAGCAUAAUAAUAAUUUCAGUCAUAUGACUCUGGGCACCAUUCUAAGUGCUUUAUGUAUAUUGAUUGAUUUAAUUCUCACCACAACUUUAUAAGCAGAUACUAUUUCUCCCAUUUUACAGAUGCAGAAACUGAGCCACAAAGAGAAUAAGUAAUUUGCCUAGGCUAGUCAGAUAACAGAGCCAGGAUUCCACUGAGGCACCCUGACUACUAUGCUACAGCUGGCUUCAUCACCUCUACCUCCCCCUCUCCAUGAUUUGUAUGCCCUGAUGGAGUAAAAUGUUUGCAGGCUGUAGAGGAGGAAAUGUGAAUGGAGUUAGUGGAUUUCACCAGGAACUUUGGAAGAGUGUUGGGUAUUAGUGUUGCACUGGAGGAGGAUGAGAAUUGAGCCCUAUUUAGAGGGAACAGAAAGACUUCUGUGAGGAGUGUGGAUAAUAUCACCUACUGCAUUAUUUUUGGCUGCAAAAGUGGAAGAACAGGCUCGAAAACUUGAACAUGUUAUCAAAGUAGCACAUGCUUGUCUUCAUCCCCUAGAGCCACUGCUGGAUACUAAAUGUGAUGUAUGUAAAAAUAAUUCAAUUGGCGUUGCCUUCCAACUGCUGCUUGUUUCUUUUACCACUUAGGAAUGCAAUACCAGGGAGUGAUCUAACAGAAACAUAUUUCAUGCAUAUACAUGAAUUUCAGUAUCAUUCUGAAUCAUGUUAAGGCUGUGAUUCAAAGGUGGUUUUAAGUGUUUCACAUUUUAUUGCUUAUCUUCACAGCAAAGCUAUGAUAUAUGUAGUGGUGAUCUUAUAUCACUUCCAUUGUUUGGGUGCAUUUGAGACCAAAGAUGAAUAACUCUUAAAAUUUGUCAGCAAUGGAAAAAAAAGGAAAGAAAGACCUCUGGUUUUGCCUGUAGACCAGUAAAUAGUAAUUUUACAGAAUUGUUCCUUUAUUAAUGCAUAUAUACUAAUAGUUAUCCCUGUCAUAUGUAAAAAUGCACUGAGAUAAUGGCAUUUAAAGGAGUAAGAUAAUGAUGUUAGCCAUUUAAUAAUAGAGAAUGUAUGAUGAUGCAAAGAUUGUUCUUGUAACUUCUAUUAACAUGAUAAAUUCGGAAUUAUUUUUGGUGAAUACUUAGGGUAUUGUUCAAAUGAUAGAAAUCUAUGUUUAAAAAAUUAUUUUAGUGACCUUUUCAAAAUGGGGCAUAAAUAAAGGUGUUUUUCACUCUUGAGUUUAGCAACAUGUCCUUACAUGAAUAUUGAUGAUGUAUUUUUUUUUUUAUCACCUUAGUUGUUACAAUUUAAGAAAUUUGACAGUGAUAGAAAUUUUUUUCAUACAUCUAUUCCCAGAGCAGUUGCAGUAGGAGAAUAAUUUACUGAAGUUGAAAGAGAAGGCCUUCUGUUUCCCCAUGGUGUAUGAUACAUCAUUUUGGUAUUUUAUAUCUAAAAUGUUUUAAUCUAGAGAUUUGAGGGUUUGCUUUGAUUGUAUUUGUCUUCUCUAAAGAGAGGAAAUUCUACACAAUAACUCUGACUGUUAAGGAAUUUCCACUUGAGAUAUCUUAGGUUGAAUUGAUAAGCCUUUUCUUUAACAGGCAGGUUUGAAUUUGAUUUUCUUACUUGAGUUGGUGCUUCCUUUGGUAAAGUGUCUUGAAGCACCACUGCCUAUGUCAAGUUUUACGUUACAGGCUGGAGCGUUUGUUGUUUUCAAUGAAGCUCUACCUCCUUUCAUGUUAUCAUUGUCUUGAGGGGUUUUGUUGCUAUUUACCUUUUUUGCAUAUCCUGUAUUAGAAGUAAUUCAAUUUAGAUUGGUUGCAAAAUAUAGGAUUUCCCUGUCACCCUCAGUGUAUUUCCUUCAUGUUCCUAAACUAAUCUGGCUCUUCUGUAAUCAGUCUGUGAUUUACAUGAGACUUAGUGGUCCCAUAGUCUCAUAGUGUUGAUCUUAAGCAUUUUAAUAGUAUUAUUUUUACCUGGCAGGCUUACCUUCAACAGACUCAAGAACUGGUUUUACUUGAAACCAUAAUGCUACAAACCCUAGGUUUUGAGAUCACCAUUGAACAUCCACACACAGAUGUGGUGAAAUGUACCCAAUUAGUAAGAGCAAGCAAGGAUUUGGCACAGACAUCCUAUUUCAUGGCUACCAACAGUCUACACCUUACCACCUUCUGUCUUCAGUACAAACCAACAGUGAUAGCAUGUGUAUGUAUUCAUUUGGCUUGCAAAUGGUCCAAUUGGGAGAUUCCUGUGUCAACUGAUGGAAAACAUUGGUGGGAAUAUGUCGAUCCUACAGUUACUCUAGAAUUACUAGAUGAGCUAACACAUGAGUUUCUACAAAUAUUGGAGAAAACACCUAGUAGGUUGAAGAGGAUUCGAAACUGGAGGGCCAAUCAGGCGGCUAAGAAACCAAAAGUAGAUGGACAAGUUUCAGAAACGCCACUUCUUGGUUCAUCUUUGGUCCAGAAUUCCAUUUUAGUAGAUAGUGUUACUGGUGUGCCUACAAAUCCAAGUUUUCAGAAACCAUCUACAUCAGCAUUCCCUGCACCAGUCCCUCUAAAUUCAGGAAACAUUUCUGUUCAAGACAGCCACACAUCUGAUAAUCUGUCCAUGCUAGCAGCAGGAAUGCCAAGUACCUCAUACAGUUUGUCAUCACACCAAGAAUGGCCUCAGCAUCCAGAAUCAGCAAGGACAGAACAGAUGUAUUCACAGAAACAAGAGACCUCUUUGUCUGGUGGCCAGUACAACAUCAACUUCCAGCAGGGACCUUCUGUAUCACUGCAUUCGGGAUCACAUCACAGACCUGACAGAAUUUCCGAUCACUCAUCCAUUAAGCAAGACUAUACUCAGAAAGCAGGGAGCAGUAAACACCAUGGACCAAUUUCUGCUACUCCUGGAGUCAUUCCUCAGAAAAUGUCUUUAGAUAAAUACAGAGAAAAGCGUAAGCUAGAAACCCUUGAUCUGGAUGUAAGAGAUCAUUAUCUAGCCACCCAGGUAGAACAGCAGCACAAACACGUGCAGUCACAGUCAGCCAGCAGCAGUUCUGUCACUUCUCCCAUUAAGAUGAAAAUUCCCAUCACAAACCCCGAAAAACCUGAAAAAUACACGGUGGAUAAGAAGGAAAAGAGUGGAUCGCUGAAAUUACGGAUUCCGAUACCACCCGCUGAUAAGAGUGCCAGUAAGGAAGAACUGAAAAUGAAAAUAAAAGUUGCUUCCUCAGAAAGACAUAGCUCUUCUGACGAGGGCAGCGGGAAGAGCAAGCAUUCCAGCCCACAUGUUAGCAGAGACCAUAAGGAGAAGCACAAGGACCAUGCCGUGAACCGCCACCACCCCAGCGGGCACAAGCAUUCCCACUCCCACAGUGGCAGCAGCAGCGGUGGCAGUAAACACAGUGCCGAUGGAAUCCCACCCACUGUUCUGAGGAGUCCUGUUGGCCUGAGCAGUGAUGGCAUUUCCUCUAGUUCCAGCUCUUCGAGGAAGAAGCUGCAUGUCAAUGAUGCAUCUCACAACCAUCACUCCAAAAUGAGCAAAAGUUCGAAAAGUUCAGGUAGUUCAUCUAGUUCUUCCUCCUCUGUUAAGCAGUAUAUAUCCUCUCACAACUCUGUUUUUAACCAUCCCUUACCCCCUCCUCCCCCUGUCACAUACCAGGUGGGCUACGGACAUCUCAGCACCCUCGUGAAACUGGACAAGAAGCCAGUGGAGACCAACGGUCCUGAUGGCAAUCACGAGUACAGUACAAACAGCCAGCAUAUGGACUACAAAGACACAUUCGACAUGCUGGACUCGCUGUUAAGUGCCCAAGGAAUGAACAUGUAAUCAUUUGUUUAGGUCCAUUUUUCCUUUACUUUUUUAAUUUAAAAAUGGUUAGAAUGGAAAACUUCCUCCUGAUCUAGCAGUGGUGACACCUGCUAUUGCUGCCACUGUUUCAAUAUUUGUAAGUGCUGCUUUAUUCUUCAUUCUGAAAAGAAGAGAUUAUAGUAAACAAGUCUUUAUCUCCACAUAUGAUAGUGUUAUAAAUACUGUAAAAGCAUGGAAGGUGCAAAACUCAGUAUUUCUACAAUUGCAGCUAAGAACAUUAGGAUGAAUGGCUGGCUGCUUCUAGGAAUAUAAGAUGCCUCAAGCAUUCAUUAUUUAUAAUUUGAAUACUGUAGCUAUUUUAUGUUGUUGUUGCUUGGCUUUCGAAUGAGUGUAAAUUGUUUUCUUUUUGUGUAUUUAUACUUGUAUGUAUGAUUUGCAUGUUUCGAUGAUAAAGGGAUAAAACAGUAUACUGACAACUGUUUACAAGAAAGUGGAGAAAAAUGUACAUACAUUUUUGUAUGUUUAGAUAUUACCAUAAAUACUCAGGAUUGGAGCUGCUUGUAAGUAUAACAAUAUAACUUUAUUUUAUCUUGUCCGAGUCCAUCACUAAUCUAAAACAAAGGUGGCACUUUUUCAUGUUAACCUUAAACUCUAGGCCUUACUGGAAGCCACUGAAGGGGGACACUUCACUACAGAUGGGUAUGCAGUGCCACAGAUGGUCAUUUAUUUACACUGUGAGGCACUGAACUUUUGCCUUCAGAGCUUCUGACCAGGUUGGCUGCUGAAAUAGCCCCUACUUUUCUGAAGGCUUGAAGAGGAAAAAAUAAAGUUUACAUACUCUUGAUGUGAAGUGCAUUUUAAAUGUGUGUUGGCUUGUUGCAGUACUAUAAACACAGAGCUGUUAAUAAUGGUUAUGUAGAUUACUGUGAUUUGAAAACUAAACUCACAAAAACUUAUAUAGUGAAGAAUUAGUAAGUUUUUUUCUUAAAUAAAGAACUUUAACACUACAUAUUUUACCAGUAAACAGGGAUUGCUUUUCCUUUAGUGUUCAGAAUGACACCAUAUUCUUAAACAUACUCCUCCCCUGAAGUGUGUUCGUGUGUGAUGCCAUAUUUCUUUUUCAGGUAAAUGCAGUCUUCCUUAUAGAAAUGAAAUUAAACCUGUUGCUCUCUCGGUUCUUUUAUAUUCUAACAAUAAAUACAAAGAAAAGAUCAUUGACUGUGCAUUGUACCUAUAUAUACAGCUUAUGGUUGUUACCAAGAAGCUCUGUGAGAAAAAAGGGUUAGCCUCCAGGUGAACAGCUAGUGGAGGUUUUCCGUUUGUUGCACAUCCCAGUAUAUUCCUGUUGAGAUCAGGUUUGCACAGUCAUCUAACUUCUGAACAAACAAUAGACUUUAACUUGUUUAAAAUUUGUCUGAAACACCAAUAAUGUGGCUCCAGUUUCUCAGCUAAUCUUGAAUUUAUUCUGUGGUAAAUCUUUGAGCUGUUGAGUAUCUUUAGAUGGGGUGAAUUCAACUUUUGUUGAACUAAAAACUGUCUUAAUUUUUUCCUUUAUGUAUAUGAAUUAUUUUUGUUAAAAAGCCACUGAUACGUGCACAAUUGUAAUUUUACUCAAGUAUGUUGCAGUUGUAAAUAUUAGAGUUUAAUCUCGUGCUCUACUUUAUUUAGCAAUUACUUAAUUUGCCAGUAGCUCUAUAAUUUUUUUUAAGAUAAUUGUUCAUUAUUUUGUCAAUGCUAUUUGAACUUAGGAUACUAGGAGCCUCUUUCCAGGGACUUUGCCUAGGGAGCAUGUCCUAACAUUUGUUCUUUGUCUUGCAUAACUUUAGUAAUCUUUGUCAUUACGUGUAACUUUGUUGCUCUGUAUGGCAUAUUAUUGUAUCCAUAAACACAGUAAUUUUGAUACAGUUCUACUUUUACAGUGGUACAUAAUUCGAGGACUAGUAUAGAAUUAAGCUGAGUGCAAGAUGAGGGAGGGAAGGGUUUUGUUCUUGGUAAUUUAGAUGUGAAACCUCUAAGGAGCUAUCAUGUGAAACGACAUAGGGUGGUUGUGCUACUGUAUAAUUGGGGAUGAUAAUACCAGGAAUUUUAAUAAGAUUUUGUAAAGAGUAUCCAAAAAGUAGUGAACUUAUUUUCAGUAUGACAUAGAAACAAUGUGAAUAUUUAAGGUCUGUGACUAUACUUAAACUUCACUAAGAAUUUGCAGAACUGUUUCGAGAUGUGGGAAUAAAGGUAAUUUUGUUGAAUCUUUAUUGGUGCUAAUGAUGGACAGUUUAAAAGGUAGCUAGUAUAUAUUGUUAUGGGUCAGUACUUAUUAGUACUUCCAGAAUUGAAUUUGAAAUGCUAUGUAUUCACUUUUCACUCUGUAAAUGUAAUUCUUUACGAUGACUUUAUUUAUUAAAGGGCAGCCAGUUGUAAUUUGUACAGGAUUGUGUGAGCUAUUCAAACUCUUUAACCUCUGAACAGGAUUAUAGCUUCCAAAUGCACCGUGGGGAUGAAUAUGAAAAUCCUUUUAAGUUUCAUUUCCAUUAAAUGAAAACCCCUAUUACUCAUAUUACUGUUAAUUUGCUUUACCCAUCUCAUUUGCAUAAAAUAGUUCAUCAGCCUAGUCCCAAUAGGCUCAACCAAAGAAAAAGACUCCAAUGAAUGGACGUUAUUACCGAGUCUUUUUGUAAGUAGCCAUAAGUAAACCAAAAUAGUAUCAUCAAAUUUAGCUAUGAAAUUCCACAUGUGCAAAGUACUGUUAAGGUGAUUUACAUUUUUGAUGAGAUUUUUUUUAAAUAUUUGAAAUAUUAAAAAGCAUUAUCUUUAAACAUCCUUUAAAAGAGUGAUUCAUUUUUUUAGUUGUCUUUUCCCUAGGUCAUAGUUUUCUUACCUUUAUGCAGAAGCACAUUGCAUAGAAAGGCUUUACUUCUACCUCUCUAAGUAGUUUUCCAGUAUUGAGCUGUGCCCCCCUAUAUAUUUGCCUUAGCUACUUUAAAAUAUGCUUUCGGAACCAAAAAGCAAAGGAGAGUUUGUUUUUCACUGAGACAUUCUUGGAGGCCUGCUUAACCAAACUAGUGGUGAUAUCCUUUAGUGGUACAACCUUGCAAAAUGCCCCAAUUCCUUCUUGUUUUACCUGAGGUUCGUUUCUUAGGUUUGUCUUUGGAAGCAGUUAAAGGUGCGUCUUGGUCUUUCUCUGCAUGUGCAGAUGCAUUCUGGUUAGAAUCGUUGAGUCCACAUUUCUUCCAUGCCAUGUGAGAGGUGCUUGCAUCACUUUGUUACCAACAGGUUAUAAUUAGGGUAGGAGACCUUAUAUUUUUGGCCUACCCUCCUCCAACUUAACAAGAUGACUAGUCUCCUUCAGAGAACCAAAUUUUAAAUGUUUUUGUUAGUUACCAGUUGCCUUGCCUUAAAGCAUUUUGAGCACAUUUUUUGGUUAGAUUUGAGAAUUUAAAUUGCUGAUUUUUAUUCUUUAACCAACCUUAGAGAUAAACCACUGCUUGCCUAUGCAUCACUGUUGUGUACUGUAGAAUUAUCUUUGGUUGAUCAGAUGUUUUAGGGUAUUUUGCAUUUACUACAGAAAUAAGGAGGGUUGUUUUGGGGUUUGUUUGUUGGUUUACAUGGUAGUAGUAUCUCUAAAGGAAGACAGUUAUGUUCUCAAGACACCUCAUCAUUCCCAAUUUUUAUCUAAUCAGUGAGCAGUUGUUUCUUGCCUAGUACUGUGCACUUUUAAGAUCUCUUUGCUGAGAAACAUUAGAGAGCUCUUGUCGAAGAACUCUUGAUUCAGCAGUCUCUUGCUCGAGAGGCUUUCUUGGAAGGCAAUAGGGUUUGCUAACUGUAUUUACAGAUGAAGGAUCAGUUAAUCCCACGCCCAGGUAACUUGCAUUAACUGAGCUAACAGAAUGAUACUUAAUUUUGUGUACCCAUGUAUUUAUGAUAGGCGAUUUAGAAAACAGCACAUUCUGUCUCUGGCGUCCUAGGGUGUGAAGUUAUGAUACCAUCGUAUUGAGAAUUCACAGUUAUGUUAAGAUCUGAAAUUUGAUUGCUGUAAGCUGACGUAUGUAAGUCAAAUAGAAGUUUGCUUGUUUUGUAAGGGAAGUUUGCCUUGGAAACGUCUGUCUUUAUAGUAGAAAUGAUCUUGGCCAGUGGGACUGGAAUGCUCAGUGUUUGAGGUCUGAUGCCGUGCAUCUAUUUUUUAUUCCACAAUGUUGAUGUGUGCGCUGCCAGCUUUUGUUUCUGUGACUCCUCUUAACUCUGUUCUAUGUAGUUUACUAGUAUCUAUUUUCACCUGACAGAUUCUUUAGAAUAGGUUGAUAAGCAAGACACAUUGAAGGUUGUGUGGCUCCAGCUACGAGUAAUUGUGUUUUCAUCAAGGUGAGGUAACCCGUUCCCUGUGAUCCUUUAACCCCAAAGGAAAUUCUGAGGGCUAAUUUCCUUUAUUUCAAGCUUUUGGGAGGAAGCCUUCCUUAAAAUUUGUUUAGUAGUUGGUUUAAUUUGAUUGCCUGUUGUUUGUUAAGUAAUGAGUACGUUCUUUCUUUCAAGGUGUGUUUUUCAAGUGGAUUUACUUGGUUUGUAAAACCUCACAUGUACUCAUUUGUUGUCAGCAACGAUUGGGAUUUUGUUUUCUGAAUGUACUCAAAACCCCCAAGGACUACUGAAUAGGGUGUUUGCUAAUAGAAAAUCCAAAACAGGAAUGUGUAUAUGUGGCAUGAAUUUGAUUAGUCAUUGAAUUUCAGCUCCGUAUCUAUUACGAGGAAUUAUUAAUAAAAUGUGUUUAUUGAAAAUGUCAAUCCAAGGCUCUAACAUGUCUUGUUAAUGUGAAUCAGAGAUAAUUUUCAGUCCCUGGGAAAUGUGGGAAAUCAGAUCUUAAUGUAAGUUUCUCUUUAUCUGAGUAACUUCAUAUAAUCAAGGAGUGUGUUCUCUCAUUCAGAUUGUCCAUAUUCUCGUCCCAGACCCACCACUUAGCUGAUAUCCUUGGGUGAAUUAGUUGACUUUGUGCCUUGAUUUCCUUACCUACAAAAUGUACCUAUUCUUAGGGUUGUGAAGCUAAGGAGGGAAGGCUAAAGAGAAUAGAUGGCAUUGAAGAGAAUCUUGCCAGAGGUAUAUUUUAGAUAUCGGAGGGAAUGAGGAAGCCCAGUCCAGGUGCAUUAAACUUAGGUGUGUAUUAAACUACAUGCCUACUGUUUCUAGAAUUUCAGUUCGUUCUGAUUCAUACUUUGUGGUUUUCUUGGUUAAACUGUUGCAUCAACUCCCCAAAAAGCAAAGAGGAAUUGCAGUUAUCUGGAAGGGGAAUUAUCCAUGAAAAAAAAUGUUUAAUCAUAAACUGCUUUAUUAUUACUGCCCUGUCCAACCCCUUGAUUUCCCCACGAUUUGCCCAUACCUUCCACUUGAAAGAAAAUUGAAGCCAUGCAGGAUAGAUAGAAAAGUUACUUUCUCUAAAAUGCAUCUAAAGCCUGAAUGUAAAAUAAAUGUUUUGAAAUCAAUUAAAGGAGAGUUGUCUUCAUCUUCUGUUGAUAACACCAGUAAGGGCCUAUUGUAUUAGCAUAUAAAAAGUUACAUGAGUUUGAUUUAGGAACAUUACAAAAUCAGUUAAUUCCACUUAAAGUUAAUAAUUCCAUUUUGUAAUUCAUCCUACUCCAUUGUGUUUGUUUUUUUUUGCCCUGUUUUCAAUAUAAUGAAAAAAUUGUACAUUUUUGUUUUAGCUCUGGUAUAUGACCUGCCUGUUUGUUCUCCCCAAUACUAACCUCCUGUGGCAGUGAAGAGCCUCACUAAUGAAAGGGUUUUUAUUUUACUGGCAUGAAAUUAAGAGCUUUCCCACCUUACAAGUGUCCAGUCAUACACCCAAGAUCAGUUUGGGCGUACUGUUGUUUUUAGUCUUUCAAGGCAUAAAUCUGCCGGAGUGGUUGCUCGAGAGAUGAAUUCAGUCAUAGUUUUUCACAAGUUUGAGAAGUCAUGCAAUAGGAUGAAGUACUUUAGCUUUUCUCAGGCUUGUUUGCUGUUCCUGGUUUUUCACUCUUGUUAAUUUUGUUUACCACCAGUGAAGAUACAGACUGCCUACAUUGGGUACUUUUUUUUUUUUUUUUUAAGUUUAUUUAUUCAGAGAGAACGCGAGCAGGGAAAGGAUAGCGAGGGAGAGAGAAUCCCAAGCAGGCUCCAUGCUCAGCACAGAGCCCAACUCAAGGCUCAGACUCAUUAGGGUGAGAUCAUGACCUUACCCAAAAUCAAGAGUUGGGUGUUGAAGCGACUGAGCCAUCCAGGCGCCUCUCCAUUGGGUACUUUGAAGUUGACAGAAUCCCCUGGAAAGCUGUUUUAGAUGCAAGGUUCUAAGUUACAUAGCUGCUUUAAGCUGAAUUAAUACUUACAAAUGGAAGAAGUAAUAUGACUAAAGAUGGCCCGGUAGGUAGGUGAUGGAGGCUUUUGACUGCUUAUUGAACAGAUUAGGUGGUUUUUAUUUUGGAGCUACUCAUUACCAUAUAAAAGGCCCAGGACUGCUGUAGUGUGGUCAUGCAGGAGGAAGUGGAUAAUGGAAUACUAUACGCUCCCCAACCCCAUAUUCCAGAGCUUGCUCUUUUCCACUAUGGCAGUUCUCUUCACUCAGCCACCGAGGAAUGUUUGUUUACCCUGUGAGGGCUAAAAUAGGUUAAAUGUAGGGAAGUGCUGUAGAGUUGGAACUACUCUGACAGUUUUACCUGAGGACUUAAAUUUCUUUUGGUCGAGCUUGGGGCCCAGGGCAUACGAGAAGAUUUAGUACAUAGUGAAGUGCACUUUUGGAUAUAAUUAAAAACUUGAAUUGUGUGUGGUGAAAAGGGAGGUGGUCAUAGGAAGGCGAUACUGUUGCUAAGUGAAAAAUGAAAAGCUUUUCAUAUCAUUAACCAAGUUCACUAACCAGACUGGUGGAAUUUGUUUAUCAGCCUCCUCGUGAGGUUUUGUCUGAGUAAAAUUUGAUGUAAUUUUACUUAUAAAUCACACAUCUGAGAGGCAGCAGGGAAAGGGCUGUAAAGUCACACAAAUCUGGGUGGCUGUCUCAUCUUCCACCUACAAGUAGGAUGGCCUUGAGAAAGUCACAUUACUAAGAAAAUGAGAAUAAUACAAACCCAAAUCAACCAGAAUUAAAUGAGGUGCUUUUUUAUAUCAGGAGCUCAGUAAAUGCCCUUCCAGCCACCACCUAUCUGCACUCCCAAUCUCCUUUCAGACCUUCCUUCUCCCAAAGGAACAUAAUAAAGGGAGCAAACAUCUAGGCAAUACUAAGAGCAUAAUUCCAACCUGUUAGGUCUUAGGCACAAAAGACUAACAAAAUGAUAUUUUAGGUUAUGCUAAUAUACAAGUAAAUAAGGGACAUAGCUCUUAAAUUCUUACCAAAUACGAGAAAAGAACUGUACAAAUUGGAAAGAAGGAAGGCAUAACCACAAAGACCCAUCUAAACGUGUUGACUAAAAUCUUUUACCUCCAGUUGACUGCAUUUCAGUUACUUCUCAAAAACUUCUAAAAAACCAGCUUGCUUUUUAACAAAAUCCGACAACUGGUGUCGGAAUACACCUAAAGUUAGUUUGUAAUUGUGCCGCUUUGAAAUGAUAGCAGCCAGUACAAAAAUUCUGUAGAGAGAGCUUCAACCAACAGGAAAUGUAGCAGAUGAGUGGAGUCACGGCAAUAGAAACCUUAUCAAAAACGUUUAAUCCACCAACUUACAACAAGGCCUUGUAAUAAUUCAGACAACUUGUCCACUUUUUCUGGUGAGGUUUCCAUUGGUCUGAAAAUGGAAAUGAAGCGUGUGACCUCAGUGGAGAUGUCCAUUCAAGUGAAGUGAGCAAAGUGCCCUGAAAAAGUUGAUACGCUGCACCCCCCCCCCCCCGCCCC
Molecule: messenger RNA, 26207 nt
Organism: Panthera uncia (snow leopard)
Lineage: Eukaryota; Metazoa; Chordata; Mammalia; Carnivora; Felidae
Gene: CCNT2
Product: cyclin T2
Exons: 8
Coding region: 16605-18392 (595 amino acids)
Biological process (GO): positive regulation of DNA-templated transcription, elongation; regulation of transcription by RNA polymerase II
Cellular component (GO): nucleus; cyclin/CDK positive transcription elongation factor complex
Molecular function (GO): cyclin-dependent protein serine/threonine kinase activator activity
Source: RefSeq, a predicted model, not a curated record